CGAGACUGAUGCAGACCAAGAUGGUGAUGGCUGGUUCCAUAUGUCCGGCACUUCUUCACAAGAUGCGAGAACGUCAGGUCCCUCACAGAAUGGUGUCAGUCAGCCCGUGGAGUCGUGUCUGUCCACAAUGAACUGCGAGCUUACUCAAGCAAUCCAGGAAAUCGUCGAAUGUGUUAUGUCUGAUGUCGAGACCGCUCGAUGUAAACGGGUUUUGGCUCAGAGAAUGGACAUUGAUUUCGUUCAAUUAAUACGAAAGCGGCCACUGCCACUUGGGGAAAGCGUCUUAAUACGGAAGAAGAACAUCAUCCAGCAGGAGCAAAAGAAACUAAGAUGGAAGCGCUCAGUGCGGAAUGAUACACUGCCCGACGAGUGGUUGGCAUUGUAUGGACUCAAGGCAACGCCUGAGAACAAGCUGCCCCCAGACUCUUUAUUUCCCAAACGCGUCACAGCUAACAUGCUUAACUUUGUCGUUCCUCCUGUGACUUUCCCUACUGCGACUCCAGCUCCCCCGUCCCAGCCCUUAGCCAAUCCAAUUGAGUCCAAGAACGCUAGCGCGGGACCCAUAAAUGAGGAUAAAAAGAACGCUCCAAAGCGUUUCAGAUCAUUGCGACCAAAACAAGCAGGCGUAAUAUAUUUCUCAAGGAAGACCAAAGCAACGGCCCGACAACGACCACCAAAACCGAGAGUCCGGCCUAUAUUGGACUUGCGUCGGAUUAAGAUCUCCCCAUCACUUCAGAUUGCAGGUUUCCAGGCAGAUCAUGAUGCCGCCGUCGCCGAGGACCCAUCAAUCCUCGCUAUGCGCUACGAUAUAUCCCAUUUCUAUAUGAAUGUGAACGACGAGCUUGUUCCGAUUCAGGGUCCGUACAUUUAUGUCGAGGGCAAGAUCGCCCAAGAGAUUGAGGAACCAGCCAAGCAGGGUUAUGAUCCGGGGUGGCAGAAUCCGUCACCCAUAUCGGGCUCGAGUACUGGGGGUAAGUGGUGGCUGCUGUUGCUUUGUGUCGCAAUCCUGUGGUGUAUGUGGCCCAGUGGUGAAACCAACAAGAAACGGUGGAAGGAAGCCAAUGAAGUGCCGGAAGACUUGCAUACCAGGCUAAAGGAAAACCGGAACUCGGAAUUUGAAUUCAUACAAAAGUUGGCUUACGAGAUGGCAAUGAGAUCCGAUUUCGACCUAGUGAUGAUGGGAUGAAUCGAACGACUGGCU
Messenger RNA from Aspergillus alliaceus, 1201 nucleotides. RefSeq lists its product as uncharacterized. The coding region runs from base 41 to 1186 and encodes 381 amino acids. Lineage: Eukaryota; Fungi; Ascomycota; Eurotiomycetes; Eurotiales; Aspergillaceae. The record is from RefSeq and is a predicted model, not a curated record. The transcript has a single exon.